AUGGGUAAGUAUCGCGCUUCUCGAUGCAUGGCUGCAGCCGCUGGCUGAACACAAACCCGCUGACCAUCCCCAUCAGCGCCAAAGUUCGACCCCAACGAGGAGAAGGUCAUUCACCUCCGUGCCACCGGAGGUGAAGUCGGUGCUUCCUCCGCCCUCGCCCCCAAGAUCGGUCCUCUUGGUCUCUCCCCCAAGAAGGUCGGUGAAGAUAUCGCGAAGGCCACUGGUGAUUGGGUACGUAUCGCAGCAGUACGGUUGCAUAUGGGGCUCCCCAUCUCUAACAGGCUAAACAGAAAGGUCUGCGUGUGACCGUCCGCCUCACCAUCAAGAACCGUCAAGCCGCCGUCUCCGUCGUCCCAUCUGCCUCCUCCCUCGUCAUCAAGGCCCUCAAGGAGCCCCCGCGAGACCGCAAGAAGGAGAAGAACAUCAAGCACACCAAGUCCAUCCCUCUUGACGAGAUCAUUGAGAUUGCUCGCAAGAUGCGCUUCAAGUCCAUGUCCAAGGACCUCAAGGGUACCGUCAAGGAGAUCCUCGGAACUGCUUUCUCCACCGGCUGCAAGGUCGACGGCCGUAGCCCCAAGGAUAUCUCUGACGACAUUGAAAACGGCGAGAUCGAGAUCCCUGAGGAGUAA
This is a messenger RNA of Lecanosticta acicola, 629 nucleotides long. The record is from the annotation of a GenBank genome assembly. NCBI's taxonomy places the organism in Eukaryota, Fungi, Ascomycota, Dothideomycetes, Mycosphaerellales, Mycosphaerellaceae.